Annulohypoxylon truncatum is the source of this 3539-nucleotide messenger RNA. RefSeq lists its product as uncharacterized. Gene Ontology annotation, molecular function: DNA-binding transcription factor activity. Bases 271 to 2883 code for a protein of 870 amino acids. The transcript has 3 exons. Lineage: Eukaryota; Fungi; Ascomycota; Sordariomycetes; Xylariales; Hypoxylaceae. The record is from RefSeq and is a predicted model, not a curated record.
GUAAAGAGUAUCUUGGCAUAGACUAGGGGGGUUCCCAAGGUUCCACAUCGAGGCCUAGCCGACACAACCAAACCCCCCCAGAAUCAGCCUUGCCCGUAGCCUGAUCAUUCCCAAUCUUUCCAUCCCGCCGUCAAUCACCUUCCCUCUGGUAACCAUUGGCGUCCCCAUCGCAGCAUAGAUGGUUUCCGUUUGCUGAUACUCUGCGACUUCUCCCAUCAUUUCAAUCUCGACCGAGAGCCUCUGUCGUCUUCUGCCGCCAAUUGACAUCCGAUGGAUCAGCCGGCGGCAAAGAAGAGAAGGCUGGCUCCCAAGAUUGACGCUCAAGCCAGUCCUCCUCACCCGCCUCCAUUCCCUCAUGAACCUACCCAACCGGCGCAGCAUUAUCAGGUCCAAGAGGUCCCUCCACCGCCUCCAGAGAGACAUGAGUUUGAGUCGUUCGCGAGACACCUUCAAGAUGCUGCUAUGCUUAUAUACCGGCAAACUCAAAAGUCGCCCUAUAGUAAGACGUCCGUCCUCAUUAUACGCUGGGAAGAAGACAAUGCCGCCGAACACGAUCUUGCCGCUCUCGAACUAGUCCUUCGACAACGGUAUAAUUACCGCACCGAACGCUUUAAUAUACCUACCGUAGACAAUCCUAGCAUUAAGCUAGGAGUUCAUGUGUCAUCUUUCCUCGAAAAUGCGGCUCCCGACCAUCUGUUGAUAAUAUAUUACGCGGGAUAUGGCUAUGUUGGCGUGGAUAAUCAGCUCUACUGGGCAAGCUCCCCAAGAAAGGACUUAAAACUGAGAUGGAGCGGUUUCCGCUGUCUUCUUGACGAGGCGCAAUCUGAUAUGCUUUUACUCCUUGAUACAUGUGCCUCAAAAGAGCAAUCCAUUUCAGACGGUAGCAGCGCCAAGCAAGUUAUCGCAGCGAGCACACCCGAGCACUAUUCCCGGGAUCCAAAUUUGCGAACAUUUACUUCUCACGUAACUGAGGCAUUUCUUAAAUUUGUUGGUGGUAGGCCAUUUACGGCGGAACAUUUAUAUCAUGAAAUAGCGGUUCAGCGACAACACGAACUAAUACAGGCGUCGGGAUUGACGAACGGGGCCAGCAAAAGUCUACCAUUCACCGAAAAGUUACCCGUUUUAUAUACUAUAAGCUCUGGCAAGGGCCAGGGUAUCUCUCUAUCCCCUCUCCUUUCCAGUACCGAUGCGCAAUUGCGUUCUCCACGAGCAGGGAUCGACGGAGAUGCACAAUUACUCAGAGCGUCCCGGGAAGAUCCUAUUAUCCACCCGAGCGCAGUGGCAGACUUGACAUUUGAUGAGCCGAGAGUCUUAGUUUGCACAACGUUUGUUGGCGAAGCCAGUCCAGAUAUGUCUUCCUUCAAUCAUUGGCUUCAUAAUACUCCAGCCAUCGCCUCAAAGAUCGCCGUUGAAGGCAUGUUUCUUGGACCGCCUACCAUGCUUCUCAUAUCAAUGCCCGUUCCCGUAUGGAAUGUCGUGCAGCAUGACAAAGUCUGCUGCUUUUUAGGGUAUGUGAAUUCUCACAAUAUGACCCACUUGUACAAUCGCUUGGUUGGAUCCGUCUCCGUCAACAGGGCGUCAGCGAAGGAUGUGGAAGAUGGUCGGAUGCUCCUCGAGGCUCGGGAGAUCGCAAGUACGCCAAUUACCCGCCGACAUGAGCUUCCUACCCAUGCCCAAAUACGGCCAGAGACACCGAUUCGCCCAGAGAGUAUGGGAAGAGUUGACCCAAUAAACUUACCUCAGCCCUCUGCUACAUCAAAUAUGGCAUAUACCAGCACAACGCCUGGUACUGUCAUAUCUAGCAAAAAUGAUGUCGAAGAUUCUGCUGAGAUGCAGGAAGCUGCUGAGCAGCUCAAAGCCCUCAGCCAUGUUCGACACGUAAGUAGUGAUAAUAUCUCUGCCGCUCAUGCACAGCCAAUUCUGGCAGAUAAUGCUACGUCCACUCGACAUGACGAGGCUUCAUCCCACGAAGCGAAUGAAUCUGGUGUAGAUGAGACUCCUUAUAACCAUGAAUUUACGCCACCAUCGUCACGGCCAAAACAACAACGCCGAUCACUUCAAAAGCAAGCACCAAAACAAGAAACUCGCUGUAAUCACUGCAGCCACGCGCCGUUCAAGGAUUAUUCUUCGUUACGUAAGCAUAUUGCUGCCGCCCAUACCCGGCCAUUCCCGUGCGCCUUUGCAUUUGCUGGUUGCACAAGCACGUUCGGAUCUAAAAAUGAAUGGAAGAGACAUAUCGCCUCGCAACACUUGUGUCUCCAAUAUUAUCGAUGUUCACAAUGUCCGCAGAGCACGGUUGAAGGCAAGGGGAACGAAUUUAACCGGAAGGAUCUCUUCACACAGCACCUUCGCCGCAUGCAUGCACCCUUCGCAAUCAAGAAGGCCAUUGCCAAGGGCGACAGCAAAUUGCAGGUGGAUUGGGAGAAUCAUGUGAAGGAGAUGCAACAGUCGUGUCUUGUAACGCGUAGACAGCCUCCGCAGAGGUCAUCUUGUCCCAAGUCAGACUGUGCUAGUGUUUUUGAAGGGCCUACCUCGUGGGAUGAGUGGACUGAACACGUCGGUAGACAUAUGGAAAAGGGUGAGGCGGCACGGCUUGGUGUUGAUCGUUUACUAGCAAAGUGGGCUUUGGACGAAGGGAUCAUCGAGCGCAGGGAAGAGGGUGAAUAUCGACUCUGUACAGGGACCAAUAACCCCGCAGAACGGGAGUCCGGUGGAAACAAUGUCGAAUAUCAAUCGGAUGGAAACAAACGAGGUCGAGAACGCGAUCGAGAUCGGGAUGAUGACCGUGACCCUGAGAGAGAUCGAAACAGGGAUCAAGAUCAAGAAGAACGGACGAUAAUAGCGGCGAGUACCAUGGUGGACAAAAUGGACGUUGACGAAUGACGCUAAGUUUAUUUCUAAGGAGCACAGUACCUGAGGCGAAGCAUUUCGGAAGAAGAAAAGUCUCGAGUCAAACCCGCUUCGGACGGAUAGGGGGACGUACCUUAUGGAAGACACAAAAGGGAUGCCGACUUUUACGAAUUUCCUUUCUGUUCACCGAACGGUUGUAUUCGAACCAGAUACGCGGCACGAGCUCACCUAACGUUUUUUUUGUUGUCUUCUCUUCUACUUUUAUAUUAUCAUGCAAUUUUUCCGUCGAGCGCAACCACGAAAAGCUAUAGGAACGACUGUACGACUAUAUAUACCACUGUUCUUUUUUUCUUCUUCAUCUUGCCUUUGCGAAAUGAGCUGGGUUGAGCUGAACUGAACCGAAUCGAAACUCUGUCUAACCUGGGCGGCCUUCUGUCUGAUUCAUAGAGAACGAAUGGAGCGGGAUGGGAAACGAGGAAGGGCGCAUUCAACUUGGGGUUUCGGCACUGGCUUAAGGGCGCUGAUAACGGUACGACUCGGGUUAGGGGCGUUAGGUAUAUUUAAUAUAGUAGAUCGACGAGAUCAACUCUAGUUUUACACUCUGACGUCUAGGUGCUUAUUUGGUGAUUUGGCUCGUGCACUUUAUUCCUGGCUAUAGUUUGUCGGAGACUCUUCUCGUAUCUAAAUCC